CUGUGUUGAUGGAUCAGCUUGUGGCUUGCUCUCAAAUACUGCUGUGUUAAGCUGUACUUCAGUGGUGUAGCGUGUCAGUGCAAGAGGAGUUUCCCAUAUGCAGGAGCUCAGCAAAACAGGUUAUGGAGCACAUUUACACAGAUAAAUAAAAAAGAGAAAUGCUAGUUUUACAGCAGUGUCAUGUCCUCGGGGAAAUAAUCGGGAUGGUACACAAAUGCAUUAUUAGAGGAACCUGCUGUAAUUUGAGCUUCUGAUCAACCAAACUUUCUUCAGUUGAGACUCCUCCCUUGUUUUUCCAAUUUGAGGUGUUGAUAUCAUCUUAAUCACACACCAGGAGUUGUACUUCAGACUUCCAAAGUGAGUUCAUGAUAUGGAUAAAAUGGAAAGUGUAGGCCAGGAGUCCAGAGCUGAACGGAUAGCUCGCUACAAAGCAGAGAGACGCAGAGAGCUGGCCGAGCGUUACGGCAGCCAGGAAGAGGAGCUUCCAUCGAAGUGGUCGAGAAGAGAGAGGGAAGGACGCGGCGUCCGUGACUCUACCUAUGUGGAUAAGUCUGUUUCGGGAGGAGUGAAUGGAGGGAUGGGGAGGAAUGGAAAAACACCACUGGAAGAGAGGCCUGUUCCUGAAAAGAUCUCCAAUGGGUGUAAGGUGAACACCCGUGGAGAGAACACACACCAAAACAGGGAAAGUUUGUUGGGCUCGUCUGGUACAGUGGCUGGGGAAAACCCUCCAGACUCCCAUGGGCCCUCAACCCCUGACACUCCUCAGUUACACACUCAUGUAUCAGUAGGCCAGCUGAAGAACGCUCUUCUACAGCAAACCUCGAGCCCAGCUCCGUCUGAUAGAGUAGCCACUGAUGGUGGCGUGGUGGCCUUGACUCUUGACCUCGCAGCUCAACCAGCUGCCGAAGGAAGUCGUCGGCGUGCCCGUCGAUACAUGCCAGGGGAUGCUGCAGGGAGCCGCAAAAAUAGUGAACGCUUUCGUACUCAACCCGUAACAGCCUGCGAGAUAAAGGACAGCUGCGGAAGGAUGGACGAUGAAAAUCAAGACAACUCACAAAUGGAUGUAAAGACAGAUGACAGAGCCAAGAUGAGUGUAGCUGCCAAGAUGUCUCUGUUUAAAGAGUUGGAGAAGACCGCUUCACCUGAGGCUUCCUCGUUCCUUAAACCUCGCUCCAGUAAUAGUUUCCAUGAGCGCAGAGUUCGCCGUAACAACGAUCCUCGAGCACUCACUCAGCCAAUCACCUUUGAGGAAACAGUGAUGGCAGCGAGUCCACAGUCGCGUGAGGAAGGUGAGGCUGAGCCUGAUGCAGAGGAUGAUGCAGGCACUAAACUGUCGAUGAGUGAGAAACUGGCUCUCUUCAACAAACUGUCUCAGCCCAUGUUGGGUGCUGUGGGGAGUCCCGCAAGAGACAGCAGCCCUCUAGAGGCCUCUGGGAGACGCAGACAGAAGGGUGCACGUUACCGCACACAGCCCAUCACUGUGGAUGAGGUCAAUUUGCUUCAGAAAGGGCCUGUUGAGCUUCCUCGUCUUCAUCUGGCGCCUGACCUCUCUGACCGACAGCAGGCUGAGUCCAUCAAUCUGAAGCCCAGUGAGGUGCGUCUCUCUGGGCUGAGCUCUUCACAGGAGUGGGGUUCCUCCUCCGAACUCACCUCAUCACCCAAUCUGAAGCCUACAUCAGAUAGCAACUCCCAGAAGGCAGUGCAGAUUAAAGGCAUUUUGAAAAAGAGCUCUUCUGAAGGAGUGGUGUGGAGGAGUGAAAGCAGAGAAAGGGAUAACCUGAAUGGACACGGCCUGGAGCAGAUCGGGAGAGAGAGAGAAAUGAUAGAAGAGAGACAUAUGACACCUGCGGAUCAAUCUCCAUCUCCUCUCUCCAGCGCACCCUGGAGGCAGAGGGCAAGGAAGGAAGCCUCUGCAUACUCUGGCAGAACACGGAGAUCUGCCCCUAAGCCUGAGUUAAGUCCAUCUCUAUCAGAAGACCUCCAGUUCACUGAACAGAGCAGAGAAUCAGCCAUCAGUGACAGGCUGACAGCUUUAAAAGCUGAGAAAGAAGAGAAGCAAAAUGCUACAGAGAGCUGCAAUAUCAGUCUAAGCAGUGCACAUCAGGAUGAGAAUCUCACUACAGCUGAGUCAAAUCCCCAAACUCAGUGCUGGGAGCCUGUGUUUUCCUCUGUAUACUCUCAUUCAAGCUCCACACCUCAAUAUGUGAUGUUGUUCAAUGAGAGGAGUCUUUCUUAUGAAGCUCAGGAAGUUUCCACAAGUACUCAAACUCAACCACAGGUGACGGGGAGAGUCAAGGCAAGCUGUGAGGAGGAAGACUCUCCCACACUCUUCACAGAAACACAAACCAUUUGUGCCAGUGAAGUCCAAGAGAGUCAGAUGUUUGGUGCUGAGAUGACCUCUGAACCCUCUGCACUACCAGUGUGUGCGACCACCGGAGGAGACACAGAGCCAGACCUGAGCACUCUCUGUCAGACCAACACGCCAAUUUUGAGCUCAGCUGUAGCCGAGCACAGGCGCUCAGUUCGACCGUCCCGCAGGACCCAGGGUUCGAGGAACCCAUUGCGUGCUCUUGCUGCUCGAGAAGAUAUCCAGCAGGACUUUAUGCAGUCUGAAGAAAACAGCGAAAUGGAGAAUAAUACAGCUAUGAAAAAUUCUAACUGCACCCCGGCCGAUGUCUCUUCCUCUGGAAAAGGGGGCAGACCCACAGUGCCAUACAACAAACUUAUGCUCAUCCAGGUUAAAGGGUGGAGGCAGGUGCAGGUGCGGUUGGUGGAGCCCGGAUCACGCUCUCUUAACAGUGGUGACUGCUUUCUGCUGGUCACACCCUCACACUGCUUCCUCUGGACGGGAAAACUCUCCAACACCAUUGAAAGAGAAAAGGCGUCUGAAAUGGCCUCGGUGAUUGUGACCCAGAGGGAUCUGGGUUGUCAGGCAACAGGUGUUGUUCACCUGGAUGAAGGUGUAAAUACAGACAGCCUGCAGGCAGCAGAGUUCUGGAAACUUCUCGGGGGACAGACUCAGUAUAAAGGUCCAGAGAGUGCUGAUGAUGAUGAGCACUAUGAGAGGGCCAUAUCAGAGUCCAACUGUAUUUACAGGCUGCAGGGGGACAGACUCAGUCCUCAUGAGGAGGGCUGGGCUAUCGUACCGGACCUCAGUCUUCUGAACUCCUCUCAGACUCUGCUGUUUGACUUCGGCAGCGAGCUCUAUUUGUGGCACGGGAAAGAUGUGGGCCCCAGCGAGAGGAAACUGGCCCUUCAGCUGGCUCAGCAGGUUUGGGACGGAGCAUAUGACUACAGCAACUGCAGGAUCAACCCUCUGGACCCCUCUGGUGGCAGUGCCCAUAUUCACAAGCAGGGUAUUGGACGGCCAGACUGGGCACUUUUUGGCCGUGUGUUUGACCAAAACGAGACGAUACUGUUCAAAGAGAAGUUUACAAACUCAUUUGAACAGACGAAUGUGAACAAAAAUAACAUUGUUCCAUCUAUACAAGAGCUCAGUACUGUCUCAGUAAAGUCAUCUCAGUGUCCAGUGUCAGCUGAGCAGUGGUCAUGUGAUGCCAGAGCUCUCUUCGGUGGAGUCUGUCUCUCAGGGGUGUCUCAGAUUGUUCUGGAUGGUGUGGAUGUACGAAGGGGACGGGACACAGUCACUCUGAGUGAUGGCCAGCAGGCGGAGUUACACACUCUUGCAGUGAAAACAUGGCUUAUUUCAGAGGGUGAGGAGUGUGAGGUCUCCCCAGAGAGCUUGGGACAGUUCAGUGAGGGCAGCACAUAUGCUGUAUGCUGGACAUACAGCCUCACAGUCUUAGGAGAUGAAAUGGCAGUAGGUCAGGAACGAUCUGCUCUUUUCAUCUGGAAGGGGCGUCACUCCAGUGUCAGUGGGCGGGACCUGUCAUCAGCACUGACCAAUCAGUGUAGUUCUCAGGUGUUUGUAACAGAAGGGGAGGAGCCGCCCUGUUUUCUGCAGUUGUUCCAGGGAGGAAUGGUCAUUUAUAGACAACAACAAAGCAGAGACACAGGAGGCUGGCGUCUGUUCUGUGUGAGGGGUGACGUCCCAGUGGAGGGCAGUCUGUUGGAGGUACAGUGCUCCUGCUCCAGUCUGAGGUCUCGUGGCUCACUGAUCUUGUUGAACAGCCAGCAGGGGGCGAUCUACCUGUGGCAUGGCUGCAAAGCCCACAGCAAAGCACGUCAGGUGGCCAAGCAGACCGCCCAACGCCUCACACAAAUGUGCCCACCAGAGCUGAGUCUGAGAACUGGCAGCUUUAUGAAUGUCCAGGAAGUGGAGGAAGGGAAAGAGCCUGCAGAUUUCUGGAAUGCUAUUGGACCACAGGACAGGAAGUCAUAUGACUGCAUGCUGCAAGAUCCUGGUAAAUUUAAUUUUACGCCCCGCCUUUAUCACCUGAGUGCCCAAUCAGGAACUUUCAAAGGGGUGGAGCUUAUUAGCCCCUCCCACAUGAGUGGUGUUAUUACUGCAAUGCCCUUCCUCCAGGAUAAGAUGUAUGAUGUGCCACAUCCAGCACUGUUCCUGCUGGAUAACUAUCUGGAGGUGUAUUUAUGGCAAAGUUGUGAAUCUUCAGUCUCACAGCGCCCCCACUGGGACAAAGAGAAGAAGUGUGCAAUGGAGACUGCUUUACAGUACUGCAAAGAGAGGAAUCCUAGACGGCCUCCCAUGGCAUAUCUUAUUGAUGAAGGGGCAGAGCCUCUCACCUUUACUAAUAUAUUCCCUUCGUGGGAGACGAUACUGACACAGGAAGUACAGGACUGCACGGUGCGUAAAAAUCUGACUUUGGUGCAGGAUGCUCUAGCUGCUCUUAAUAAGACCCAGUUCCCCCUUAAGGAUCUUCUAAAGAGACCUUUACCCGAAGGAUCUUUUAAACCUGGAGAACCUGUCUAGGCAUGAUUUCAAGGUUGCUUUGGGAAUGACAUGGAAUGAAUACAACUGUCUUAUCAGAUUUACAAAAAAUGGACCUGAAGAAAAGUAAAGGGCUUUACUGAGUGUCAGCAGCACUGUAAAGCAACGUUUUAAAAGAUGUGUUUGUAAGAUGACAUGUUCCUGACAGCACUCAUGUGUACAGUGUAACUGUGAGUGUGUUCAACAGUGUGUGUCCUUUCGCUCUGCUUCUUUUCAGUCUGCUGCUUUUUAAAUGCCUGGCGUCCAGCGCUCAUUUUGGCCAAAAGCUUUCUACCCAAAGCUAGACAGAACUGAUUCCUCUGACUUUGAGAAAUAACUGUCAUGUUUUUCUUUCCUUCCUCCCCUUUCUCCUCCCUCUUUCUUCAUCUCUCCAUCUGCCUCCUUUCACUACACAAAGCAGCAGGUGUGAGAGGUCUGAUCGUUUCACUGAACUUACAGAUGAAUUUAGUAAUGUUUAUUUGAAAAUAAAAAUGUCAUGACAUCUUUUCACUGUGAAA
This is a messenger RNA of Carassius gibelio (silver crucian carp), 5406 nucleotides long. It is a transcript of the gene svilc, whose product is annotated as supervillin c. The transcript has 30 exons. Gene Ontology annotation, molecular function: actin filament binding; phosphatidylinositol-4,5-bisphosphate binding. Gene Ontology annotation, biological process: barbed-end actin filament capping; actin polymerization or depolymerization; actin filament severing. Gene Ontology annotation, cellular component: cytoplasm; actin cytoskeleton. Lineage: Eukaryota; Metazoa; Chordata; Actinopteri; Cypriniformes; Cyprinidae. The record is from RefSeq and is a predicted model, not a curated record. Bases 371 to 4891 code for a protein of 1506 amino acids.